AUGGCGGCAAAUGAGGCCCGAGCCUCAUCUGUUGCAUCCAACACAGACAGCCUCAUCAGCGCCUCCGGCUACAAGUUUGGUAAAGCCAGCAAGAAGGCGCCCAAAGUCAAAUUAAAGAAGUUGCCUCUCCAGGCCAAAGCCCAAGUAAAUGGCGUUAAGAAUGCUGCAGAGGCGCCCUCGCCAGAAGUACCCAGAUUCGAUGACGAGACCAUGGCAAAUUUCCCCAACGGCCACCUCGAAAGCCUCGAUACCGUCAUCUGCAAGCAUUGUAAGAAGAUGGUUCUGAAGCGCACUGCCAAAGGGCACAUCUCCUUGUGUUUGAAAUCGAAACAGGACAAAGCGCGCAAGAAAAAGGAGGCACGCGAGGCUGCAGCGCGCGCGAAGGAACGGGCAGAGAAAGCAGAGGAUGACGAUGACGACGACGAUGAUGUGAAAGCGCCUGCCAGAAAAGACGCCGCCAACGGCGAGGAUGACGGCUCCAAAAAGACCAAGAAACGAAAGGCCGACGCCGACGAUGACAAAGAGCCCAAAAAGAAGAAGAGAAAGGAGGAACCGAAACCGAAAGUGGUGAAACCCAAGGGUCCAGUCGACGUCGAGAAGCAAUGCGGUGUUCUUCUGCCAAACGGUGGACAGUGCGCACGGAGUCUAACAUGCAAGAGCCACUCUAUGGGAGCAAAGCGGGCUGUCCCCGGGAGGAGUCUACCCUACGACAUGUUGCUUGCUGCAUACCAGAAAAAGAAUCAGGCACGCCAGCAGAAGGCCGCGCUGGAUGCAAAUGCCCCCGCUCUCCUCGAAGAAGACCUCGACCCCAGUUUGACUGGUCCCGUCGAUUCCGAUGAAGAGCGAGACUCGGUGAUGACAGCCAUCGCCAGAAGUCUUACUCGACCCCAGCCGCUCGUCAGCAGACCAUUAUUCCCAACACGGCGGAAAUACCAGCUCGUCCGGAUGAAGGAAAUGCUAUCAAACGCCAUGAGCGGUAACCGAUCUGGCGGCUUGUUCAGUGUGCCUCCCGAGAGUGCCAGAAGCGCUGUUCCCCAAUCCGCCAUCCAUGAAACUUUUACCACGGCAAUAUCGGCGUCACCCGUAACGACAGGUAUUGGGAUGGCCCAACCUGGGUUGAAAGCGCCUCUCCGAAAGACCUCGAUUGAUGUGGCGUAG
Messenger RNA from Fonsecaea multimorphosa CBS 102226, 1158 nucleotides. RefSeq lists its product as uncharacterized. NCBI's taxonomy places the organism in Eukaryota, Fungi, Ascomycota, Eurotiomycetes, Chaetothyriales, Herpotrichiellaceae. The record is from RefSeq and is a predicted model, not a curated record. Gene Ontology annotation, cellular component: SAGA complex. Gene Ontology annotation, biological process: regulatory ncRNA-mediated heterochromatin formation; RITS complex assembly; regulation of transcription by RNA polymerase II. The transcript is spliced from 3 exons. Bases 1 to 1158 code for a protein of 385 amino acids.